Messenger RNA from Ascoidea rubescens DSM 1968, 2249 nucleotides. It is a transcript of the gene HSP60, whose product is annotated as chaperone ATPase HSP60. Gene Ontology annotation, molecular function: ATP-dependent protein folding chaperone; ATP binding; protein-folding chaperone binding. Gene Ontology annotation, biological process: protein refolding; apoptotic mitochondrial changes; mitochondrial unfolded protein response. The transcript has a single exon. Bases 452 to 2170 code for a protein of 572 amino acids. The record is from RefSeq and is a predicted model, not a curated record. NCBI's taxonomy places the organism in Eukaryota, Fungi, Ascomycota, Saccharomycetes, Ascoideales, Ascoideaceae. Gene Ontology annotation, cellular component: mitochondrial matrix; mitochondrial inner membrane.
UUUCUUGCCUCGCUUCCCGACUGUGCCCCUGCACGUCCGCUACCUCUUCUGUCUCUGUCACGUUUUAGCGUCACUUCCAAUUCGGCCCAGCGUGAAAAUUUUUCUCGAAUCUUCCACCCAAAUCCUCUCUGCUCUUCAGCAUUAUAUAUCUUCCUUUGGCUUUACACUUUCUUGACCUUUCUCUGAAAAUUUUUCUUCUUCACCAUCUCUAUUCAUCUUUUCUAAGAUAAUUCUCUAAAGGAUUUCCAGAAUUUUCAGGAUUUUGAAGGUUAUAAAGAUCUCUUGUUAAUAUCACUCUACCCCAGCUUUUUUUUUCCAUCUCUUCACAUUUGUAUAUAUCUAUCUUGUGUACUAUACUCAAAACCCAGAUUAACUCCAAUUAAUCAAAUCAAAUCAAAUCAAAUCAAAGUAAUUUUUAUUUCUUUUAAUCUAUAUUUGUUAAUACCUAAAAAUGUUCAGACUAGCUAGACCUACUUUGAAAAAAGUCUCAACUCCAAAAUUAGCUCGUUAUUUACACAAUGAAUUGAGAUUCGGUGUUGAAGCCAGAGCUUCAUUGUUGAAGGGUGUUGAUACUUUGGCCAAUGCUGUUUCUGUCACCUUGGGUCCAAAAGGUAGAAACGUUUUAAUUGAGCAAUCUUUCGGCUCUCCAAAAAUUACUAAAGAUGGUGUAACUGUUGCAAGAUCCAUUCAAUUACCCGAUAAAUUCCAAGAUCUAGGUGCCAAAUUAUUACAAGAUGUUGCCUCAAAGACCAAUGAAAGUGCAGGUGAUGGUACUACAACUGCCACUGUUUUAGCUCACUCUAUCUUCACUGAAUCAGUAAAAAACGUUGCUGCUGGUUGUAACCCAAUGGACUUGAGACGUGGUUCCAAAGCUGCUGUUGACAAAAUUGUUCAAUUCUUGACUGAAAACAAAAGAGCCGUUACCACCUCUGAAGAAAUUGCCCAAGUUGCCACUAUUUCUGCCAAUGGUGAUGCUCAUAUUGGUGAACUAUUAGCUUCUGCUAUGGAAAAAGUCGGUAAAGAAGGUGUCAUUACCGUCAGAGAAGGCAAAACUAUGGAAGACGAAUUAGAAGUCACUGAAGGUAUGAGAUUCGACAGAGGUUAUAUCUCUCCUUACUUUAUGACAAACGUCAAAAGCGCCAAAACUGAAUUUGAAAACCCUUUGAUUUUAUUGUCUGAAAAGAAAAUCUCAAGCAUGCAAGAUUUAUUACCUGCCUUAGAAAUUUCUGUUCAACAAAGAAAACCUUUAUUAGUCAUUGCUGAAGAUGUUGAUGGUGAAGCCUUGGGUGGUUCUGUUAUCAACGUCUUGAAGGGUUCCAUUAAAUUCUGCGCCGUUAAAGCCCCAGGUUUCGGUGACAACAGAAAAAACACUUUGGGUGAUAUUGCCAUCUUAACUGGUGGUACUGUUUUCACUGAAGAAUUAGAUCUUAAAUUAUCUGACUGUAGUCUUGAUUUGUUAGGUAAAGCUGGAUCUGUUACCGUUGGAAAAGAAGAUACUGUCAUCUUAAAUGGUGAAGGUACCAAAGACUCUGUUCAACAAAGAUGUGAACAAAUCAGAGGUGUCAUGGAGCAAUCAGGUACCUCUGAAUACGAAAAGGAAAAAUUACAAGAAAGAUUGGCCAAAUUAACUGGUGGUGUUGCUGUUAUUAAAGUUGGUGGUACUUCUGAAGUCGAAGUCAGCGAAAAGAAAGAUCGUUACGACGAUGCCCUUAAUGCCACUAGAGCUGCUGUUCAAGAAGGUAUCUUGCCAGGUGGAGGUACUGCUUUAUUAAAGGCUUCCUCUGUUCUUGAUGACUUUAAAGUUGAAAACUUUGAUCAACAUUUAGGUGUUCAAAUUAUUAAAAACGCCAUCAAGAAACCAGCCAAAAGAAUCUUGGAGAAUGCUGGCGAAGAAGGAUCUGUCAUCAUUGGUAAAUUGUUAGAUGAACACUCUUCAAGCUUCAACACUGGUUACGACUCUGCUAAGGGUGGCUACGUUGACAUGUUACAAGCCGGUAUCAUUGAUCCAUUAAGAGUCGUGAGAAAUGGUUUGGUUGAUGCCAGUGGUGUCGCUUCCUUAUUAGCUACAACUGAAUGUGUUGUCACCAGAGUGGAUGAUCCAAAACCAGCUGGAGGUGCCCCAGGAAUGGGAGGCAUGGGCGGCAUGGGAGGUAUGCCAGGUAUGAUGUGAAAUGACUAAAUUAAAAACCCAAAAAAAGCAAGCAAACAAACUAGAUUUAUAAUAAAUAAUGUGCUUUCUUGUAUAUAGA